AUGAUGACGCCAAUCUCUCCAUCCGAACAGACAGGCACCGUCAACGCCCGGCGCGUGCUAGCGUGCGUGCUAUGUCAGCAACGCAAAGUCCGGUGUGAUCGUACAUUCCCUUGCGCCAACUGUGUACGUGCCGGCGAGGAGUGCGAGCAAGCAACUCGUCAGCGACGUCGGAGGUUUCCCGAGAGAGAGCUACUAGCGCGCCUACGGCACUAUGAGAGCCUGCUUCGCAAGCAUAACAUCAAGUUCGAUCCUCUCCACACGCCUACUACAGAGCGUAGGUCUCCCAGUGAGGAUGGGCGAGAUGGAAUUGCAGACUGUCCCCAGUCGGAACGUAUACUCUCUGACCCGGAUUCCCGCCUGUCGAGAGAAAAGACAGCAGUCCAGUCUAAAUCUUUGUACGAGGCUCUGCCCUGUUCUUCUGGUGAAAGCACAGGAGAUCCUAAGGACGAUGACGGAAAUGACGGCCAAGACGAUGAAAACGACACUGGGUUCCUACACGACAACGAUGAUAUGCGCCACGCCGUGAUCAAGAAGGCAUGGAACCAUAGGUUUCAAGGCAAAAGCAAUGACCACCUUUUAUUCGGUUCACCAGUAUGGGAUGUCGAUGGCCUUUCUGCUUUGCAUCCAACCCAGGUACAGAUCUUCAGGCUCUGGCAGAUCUACUUGGACAAUGUCAAUCCGCUUCUCAAAGUCACUCAUACACCCACCCUUCAAACACGUAUCAUUGAUGCUGUUGGCGAUAUCGCUAAUGUCAGUCCCACAUUGGAAGCAUUGAUGUUUAGUAUCUACUGUGUAACCGUCCUGAGUCUCACAAAUGAUCAAUGCGGUGCCUUAUUCGGAUCUCCCAAAAAGGAUCUCUUGACAGUCUAUCAGUCUGCAUGCCGGCAAUCGCUAUGGCAUUGUGGUAUUCUACGCUCCAGCGACCGGGAGUGUUUGACCGCAUUGUAUCUGUACCUAGUGUCGAUCAGACCGGACACAGACCCUGCCUCUCUCUCAUCUAUGCUUAGCGUUGCUAUCCGAAUCUCUCAGCGGAUAGGGAUUCACAACGAGUCAACGUACGGUAAAUGUUCCGCUCUAGAGGCAGAGAUGCGUCGAAGACUGUGGUGGUCGCUCAUCAUCUUCGACAAUCGUAUCUGUGAGAUGUCCGAUUAUAAGACCGCGUCGCUGGCUCCUACCUGGGACUGCCAGGUUCCUCUCAAUGUGAGUGACUUCGAGCUUCAGCCAGACAUUAAAGCCCCACCUGCACCAAACAACAGACCAACAGAGAUGCUCUUCGCUGUUGUGCGCAGUGAGCUCUCCGACUUUGUCCGUCACAGCGCCUUUCACCUCGAUUUCACCAAUCCAGUUUUGAACAAGACUGCCCCUCAAUCCACCAACAUAGACGAGGCGGAGCGGCUUGUGGCGCUGGAGAAGACAAUAGAGGAAAAAUACUUGGCAUUGUGCAAUCCAGAAAACCCACUGCACUUCAUGACGAUGUGGACAACGCGGGGACACCUAGCCAAGAAUCGUCUGUUGCAACACUACUCUAAACACUUGACGGCCUCCGUGGAGCAGACAGAUACCCAGAGCAACGUCGGCAUUUCCCACGCGCUGCGAAUGCUGGAGUGUGAUACCAACCUCUUGAGGUCGCCUAUCAUCAAAGGAUAUCUGUGGCUUGUUGACUUCCACUUCCCCUUCCCCGCGUACAUUCACCUUCUGCAGGAUUUGAAGAAGAGGCCCGUCGAAGAGCAUGCAGACCGGGCGUGGGAGGUGAUGAGCAAGAACUACGAGGUCCGCAUCAUGGAUGCGCAGGAGGAAGACCGGCCAUUUUUCAUCGUCUUCUCUCGGAUUGUCUUUCAGGCUUGGGAGGCGCGUGAAAUUAUAGCCAGACAACAGGAGACGCCCUUGAUACCUCCCCUAAUUGUGUCGGAUAUCCGGAAGAAAGUGAUGCAGAUGAUGUCGAAUUUCGCACAGGAUGUAGACACGGUGCAUCCUGGUGACGCCUCGGGUGUCAAUGCCAAUGUGGACAACCUGUCAAUGCCUAUGCAAAUGGAUUUCAAUGUACCGGGGACGUCUUAUGGCACUGGAGGGGAGGUGCCUACGAGUUUGGGACAGUGGGUAUACCCUGAGGCGCUUGGGCAAAGCUCCACUGACGUGGAUGCGAAUCACUUUAUUUGGAGCACGAUGGACUGGAAUAUGUUGCAUACACGCAGUGGUUGA
Molecule: messenger RNA, 2199 nt
Organism: Penicillium egyptiacum
Lineage: Eukaryota; Fungi; Ascomycota; Eurotiomycetes; Eurotiales; Aspergillaceae
Source: the annotation of a GenBank genome assembly